GCUGGCUUCCCCCCGCCCCCCGUCAGUGGAUAAAGGGGGACAAGAAUAUGCCUCCAAUGCCGGAAGGUGGGGGGGGGCGGGGGGAGGAGAGGCAGAGUAAAUGGGCGGCAUCGUCAGAAGCCUUUGCAGGUUCCUGAGGAAGACCUGGAAGAGGAAAGGAAGCGGGCGAGCCGAGGUGCUGGAGAGACGAAGUUACCUUGAAGCUUCUGGGGAAGAAUCCGAAGAUGAUCUGUGGUUUCGAGGGGAGACCGGUGUGAGGGCCGCAGCGGGGGCGGGUGGCGGGACCGGGACGUGCGGGGGGAGGUCCGGACAGCGGCGGGGUGCCCGGGGCGACGGCUGUCCGGCGCGGCGUCCCUCCGGUUCCGCGGCGGCGGCGCCUCUAGGCCUCACGGCCGGACCUGAACCUCAGCGCUCCGGCGGUGGCGACGGCGGCGGCAGCCUCACGAUCCUCCCCCGCGGACCCGUCCCAUCAAAUCGGCACCGACCCCGUUGCGGCUCCGCCGGCGGCUCCUCGCUCACAUUCCCGGCGGGCGGCGCCUCUGCUCGUUGCCCCGGACCCGGCGGCGGCGGCGGCGACGACGUGGGGAGGGGGGAAGGGAGGGAGGAAGAGUGGAUCCGCAGCGGCAGCAGGAGAAGGAAGGAGAAGGAGGAGGAGCCGCUGGAGCUGUAGCCGCCGCUGCCAGAGCCGCCCUUUGGUACCCGCGGUGGGUCCCCGUCAAUGCCCCUUUCUCUCUCCUAUUGUCAAUAUCACCGGGCGGCUGAGUCCAUGGCACACGCGCAACCGAACCUUCUGGCCAGCAGCGCCCGCCUCCGGCGCCCGCUCACUGGAGGCUUCAAACGGGAAGCGAGGCCUCAUUGGCCCGCGUCCGCCUUCACUCCCAUGCCAGCAGGUUCGUCUGAGAGCCGAUCAGGGAUUGGCGGCGGGGGGGCGGAGAAACAGGAGGGUGGGAAGAGACAAGGCCGAGGAUUGGGCUGAGGCGAGAAGGACCCGGAUGCAGCCGCGAUCUCCGGCCGCGCUGCUGCAGCUUCCGCCAGGCGGGUGGGUAGACUGUAGUACGGGAGCACUGCAGCCCCUAGGCCGUUGAGGAGCUCCUGAAACCCGGGAGGUGUGCGACUGAUAGAUCAAUGGGAUGGCUGGGUUUCCACGCAGUGCGGCUUCUCUGGGCGGCGGUUGUCUUCAGCGAGAGGAUUCCAAGGGCAAGGGUCGGCUGAGGGUGGGGGAGGCCCCUGGGCCUUGGAUCCGCCCCCUUCAGCAGCUAGGCUGGCCGGUCUGGGCUUGAGGAGCCCCAACUCGGGACGGGUACCAGCGCUGAAAUAAGCGCAGAAAGAAGGAAGAUGUCCUGCCCGCGCCUGUGCACCACUGUGUCAAUGGGCCCCUUGCAGCACGCCCUGAAACCUCCAGCAGUCGCUCUUCCCUGAACCUUGUGGGAGUCCUGGCACCGAAAUCUGAACCUCUGGGCCUGGGCCAAGGGUUGGGUAUCGCUUCGAAUUCUGACUCACCUCGUCUCCGUUUCCCUAAACCUCUCUUUGAGUAUCAGCUCCCUGAAGCUCCUGCAAGCCACGAUAGCGGCUAGCCCAGUGUAGCUCUUGCAGGAGGGAUCGCUGUGCCUGUGCUCUGCAAUCAUUUAUCCGGAUCAGCUACGUGGGCCCUCCUGCUGCACGGAGCUCAAGGAAACCCAGCUCCAGACUGCACGAGCUUUGUGAGAUUUUAAUUGGCAAACUGGAUCCGAAAGAGUUUAUGGAGAAAACUUCUCUCAACUCUAGCUAGACAAGUAAUAAAAUACUUAGGGAUGUGUUUACGUGCUUGGUGAGCCCAAACCCAAAUGGUGCAAUUCCAGAUAAUGUUAUUGGGGCUCUUCGUUCCAUUUGAAUGCACGCGGGGCACAUCUUUUUUGGGGGUUGGGAGGGGUGGGCUUGAGGCAGGAAGAAACAAAUUCUUUUUUUUUUUUUUUUUUUUAGGAAGAAACAAAUUCUUAAUGGUAACUACUAAUGACAGAUCACCAGUUGCUGAAAACUUGGAAGACGAAAAAUAUUUUCUAACAUUUAUAAACCCUGUUAACAUUUUGAUGUACUUCCCUCCAGUGUUUUUUUUUUCCUUUAAUUUUGUAUGUUUUGUUCUGUAGCCUAGUUUUUCCCCCUCAGCGUUUUAUCAUGUUUUCUAUACAGUUAAGAAAUAAGACUAUGUACCAUAUGUACAAGUAACAACAACAGCAACAAAAUGCAUUUCUUGUUUGUUUUAACAGUGAGGUGUUGCAAAUUUUUAUUCACACUCCCGUAAAUGGAUCAUGAGUGAAAAAUAAAAUUGUGUGCCAUGAAA
Messenger RNA from Mustela erminea (ermine), 2317 nucleotides. RefSeq names its product loricrin-like. The record is from RefSeq and is a predicted model, not a curated record. The transcript is spliced from 2 exons. Lineage: Eukaryota; Metazoa; Chordata; Mammalia; Carnivora; Mustelidae. Bases 101 to 670 code for a protein of 189 amino acids.